This is a messenger RNA of Recurvomyces mirabilis, 837 nucleotides long. RefSeq lists its product as uncharacterized. The transcript is spliced from 2 exons. Bases 1 to 837 code for a protein of 278 amino acids. The record is from RefSeq and is a predicted model, not a curated record. Gene Ontology annotation, molecular function: oxidoreductase activity, acting on the CH-OH group of donors, NAD or NADP as acceptor. Gene Ontology annotation, cellular component: cytoplasm. NCBI's taxonomy places the organism in Eukaryota, Fungi, Ascomycota, Dothideomycetes, Mycosphaerellales, Teratosphaeriaceae.
AUGGCUAAACCUGUAGCAUUGAUAACUGGAGGAGGCAGCGGCAUCGGUCUGGCAGUCGCAGAACAUCUCAUCAACUUCUAUGGCUACAAGGUGGCUAUUCUGGACGUCCACGCCGAGCGAGGCAAGACCGAAUCUGGCCGCAUAAAUGCUGGCGCCGACAACUGCUUGUUCCUCCAAGCUGAUGUCUCGGACUACGACCAACAAGCCAAAGCAUUUCAGCAGGCCUUCGAAUGGGGCGGAAACCGUCUUAACUUCUUCCACGCGAACGCUGGCAUAGGCGACUCUGACAGUAUGUACAAGGACAUGCAAGACAUCGAUGCAACGACAGGACUACCCAGACCUCUUGAACUCCGAAUUAUGGAUGUCAAUCUCAACGCCGUACUGCAAGGCGUCCAUCUUGCUCGACACUUUUUUGCCAAGAACAGCUCACCUGGUGGCAGGAUAGUCAUCACUUCCAGCUGUCUCGGGAUAUAUCCGAAUCAUUGUCUACCACUCUACACCGCCGCCAAGCAUGCUUUGGUGGGUUUGGUCCGAGCAACAGCACCAGUAUACUUGGGCAUGGGCAUCACCAUCAAUGCUCUGAACCCGAAUUUGAUCGAGACCAAUCUUAUGCCUGCAGAGGUCCGUUCAUUAUGGGACAGACAUGGUCUCACGCCGAUGAAUACAGCGAUAAAAGCCAUCGAUGCGAUCAUGACGGACAAGAACAUGACCGGACAAACGAUCGAGUUGGCUCUAGACGAGAUAGUAUUCAGCAAGGCACAGCCGUACACCUAUUCUGCCAAAGCCAGCAGGAUAAAACGUGGCGAAGCCUCCGGCGGUAUCGAGCUGAUAGAAUAA